UGGUAUAUGGAGGCCAGGAUCUGGAUGGUAGUUGCCUGAACUGGAACUUAUGCUAUAGACAUUUCUUUGUGGAUUUGUCUAAAAACCUGAGGAAAAGAAUAUUUGAGGUCCAUUCCUAAAGAAUUGCUAAAGAAAGAAAAGGAAGCAAUGACAUAAUGCCUAGUGUUGGAGCCAGUUAAACUAGUAACCAUUGCUGUCUUCAGAAAAGAAGUUAAGGAAUGAGAGGCAAGGGAGAAAGUACACUCAUCCUGGAAAGACCCAAAGCACUUUGAAACGGUAAACGAGUGAACUGACAGCCGCUGAAACCGCCUUCGUCACCGCAGUGGAUGAAGACCUGCAAGUUUAAACGCAUGUCCUUGCCUGCAGAUUCUGACAUGAUUCUGAUUGGAUUCUUUCUCUCCUCCUACUCCUCAGAUUGAUCAUACUUACAAGAGCUGCUAUGAUACGAAGGGGAGGUGGAAACUGAUGGGUGAAAGUUUUGCCAUGCACUGAAAGGAAAGCAUUGUCUGUGAAAGUCCUUUCUUAAAAAUGUCUGCUUGUAACACCUUUACUGAACACGUUUGGAAACCUGGUGAAUGCAAGAACUGCUUUAAGCCUAAAAGCUUACACCAGCUUCCCCUAGACCCUGAGAAGGCACCCGUCACCCAUGGCAAUGUGAAAACCAAUGCCAAUCACAGUAAUAACCACCGCAUGAGGAGCACUGGGAAUUUCCGUCCCCCUGUGGCUAAAAAACCCACUAUAGCUGUGAAACCCACUAUGAUGGUGGCAGAUGGGCAGAGUGUAUGUGGUGAACUUAGCAUCCAAGAACACUGUGAGAACAAGCCUGUCAUCGUAGGGUGGAACCGAAACAGGACGGCCUUGAAUCAAAAACCACUUAAUAAUAAUAAUGAAGAUGAUAUUGAAGGAUUUAGCCAUGUUCCCAAGCCUUAUGGCAAUAAUGAUAGUGCAAAGAAGAUACCAAAUAACAAUAAUGGUCUAACUGAUGUGCUAAAAGAGAUAGCAGGCUUGGAUACCACCCCUCAGAUGAGAGGAAAUGAAACAAACUCCAGAGAAACAUUCUUAGGAAGAAUAAACGAUUGCUAUAAAAGAUCAUUGGAAAGAAAGCUUCCACCAAGUUGCAUGAUGGGCGGUAUAAAGGAUACUCAGGGCAAGCACGUUAUUCUGAGCGGGAGCACGGAAGUGAUCAGUAAUGAGGGGGGCCGGUUCUGUUACCCAGAGUUUUCUAGUGGCGAGGAGAGUGAGGAAGAUGUACUUUUCAGUAACAUGGAGGAGGAGCAUGAGAGCUGGGAUGAGAGCGACGAAGAGCUGCUGGCCAUGGAGAUUUGCAUGAGAGGGCAGCCCCGCUUUGCUAAUUUCAGGGCAAAUACUUUGUCUCCUGUUCGGUUCUUUGUGGACAAAAAAUGGAAUACUGUCCCUCUGCGAAAUAAGUCUCUGCAGAGAAUCUGUGCUGUAGACUAUGAUGACAGUUAUGAUGAAAUCCUGAAUGGUUAUGAAGAGAAUUCUGUGGUCUCCUGUGGACCAGGAAGCAUGCAGAGCAUGGUGUCCUCUGACUCUACAUCACCAGACUCUUCUUUAACAGAAGAAUCACGUUCUGAGACAGCCAGUGGUUUAUCCCAGAAGAUCUGUAAUGGAAGAGUAUCUCCUGGUAACCCGGGAAAUUCUAAGGACAUAAAGGAAAGUGAGCCCAAUUCUGAAAGUCUCUCUGGUAAUGAUCAGGAGAAGGAUUCCUCACAAGCACCUAAAAGCUCAGUGAAAGUUCCAGAAACCCACAAAGCAGUUCUUGCUCUCCGAUUAGAGGAGAAGGAUGGCAAGAUUGCUGUACAGACUGAGAAGCAAGAAAGUAAAGCCUCUACAGAUAUUGCUGGGCAAGCAGUAACCAUUAACCUCGUCCCCGUAGAAGAGCAAGCAAAGCCCUACCGAGUUGUGAAUCUGGAACAGCCACUGUGCAAGCCAUAUACUAUCGUGGACGUGUCAGCAGCCAUGGCCACUGAGCACCUCGAGGGCCCUGUGACCAGCCCCAAGACAAAAAUCUCAUCUUCUACUCCAAACUCUCCGAUGACAUCACCUGCAUCGACAUCAGGACAAAUAAGUGCCCACUUCCAAAAAUCCAGUGCAAUACGAUACCAGGAAGUCUGGACUUCCAGUACCAGUCCACGACAAAAGAUACCCAAGGUGGAGUUAAUUGGUGGUGGAACUGGACCAAAUGUCCCUCCAAGGAAAAACUGUCACAAAUCAGCACCUACGUCACCCACAACUACAAACAUUUCUUCUAAAACCAUCCCUGUUAAGUCACCCAACUUGUCUGAAAUAAAAUUUAAUAGUUAUAACAAUGCUGGUAUGCCACCUUUUCCAAUUAUCAUUCACGAUGAGCCAACUUAUGCUCGGAGUUCCAAAAAUGCCAUCAAAGUUCCCAUUGUAAUCAACCCAAAUGCAUAUGACAAUCUAGCCAUUUACAAAAGUUUUCUUGGAACAAGUGGAGAACUCUCAGUGAAGGGAAAAACCACAAGUAUAAUAAGCCAUACUUAUGAAGAAAUAGAAACUGAUAAAGUGUCCGAUAACACCACUAGCAAACCUACUGAGUGCCCCCAAGCCAAAGGGCUUUCAAGCAGCACGGAGCGUAAAAGGGGCUCAGUGGCUCAGAAGGUUCAGGAGUUUAACAGCUGUCUGAAUAGAGGUCAGUCUUCACCACAGAAAAGCUACAGUUCUGGCCACAGCUCCCCAGCAAAGAUCCAGAGAACCCCUCAAGAACCUGUGGCCCAAACAGAAGGCACUGCGGAGUCUCAGAUGGUCAGCGGCAGCAGCAGCACCAGGGAGAAAGCCAGCACAGUGCUUUCCCAGAUUGUGGCUUCUAUCCAGCCACCACAGUCUCCUCCAGAAAUGCCCCAGUCUGGCCCUAAAGCAUGCAGUGUGGAAGAGCUCUAUGCAGUCCCUCCAGAUGCCGACGCUAAGAGUACACCGGUCCGACCCAAAUCUCUCUUUACGUCUCAGCCCAGUGGGGAGGCAGAAGCCCCUCAGACCACAGAAAGUCCCACUGCCAGAGUACGGAAAGAUCCGCUCACAAAGCCAGUCACUGCCCCUCUCUCCAAGUUAGUGGCCAACCCCCAGGGUGAGCCACCCCCUCCCUUCCCCCCACCUCGUUCUACUUCCUCCCCUUACCAUGCAGGCAGCCUUUUGCAGAGACAUUUCACCAACUGGACCAAGCCAACCAGUCCUACCAGGUGUACGGAAGCUGAAUCAGUUUUGCACUCUGAAGGCAGCAGGCGGGCAGCUGACGCAAAACCUAAACGCUGGAUAUCUUUUAAAAGCUUCUUCCGCCGCCGGAAAACAGAUGAGGAGGACGACAAAGAGAAAGACCGAGAGAAAGGGAAACUGGUGGGUCUGGACGGCACAGUCAUCCACAUGCUGCCGCCUCCUCCAGUUCAGCGCCAUCACUGGUUCACAGAGGCAAAGGGAGAGUCCAGCGAGAAGCCAGCCAUUGUCUUUAUGUACAGGUGUGAUCCUACCCAGAGCCAGCUCAGUGUGGAUCAGAAGGCCAGAGCAGACCCGUCCACAGUCAUAGAGAAGGACGGGACAGAGGAGGGACUCCUGCAGGACUCAGAGAAGAAGAAAAGGAGUCUGUCUUCUCCAUCCCAGACUCCUAAAAAAAUUCUCAGUCACAAAACCCAGGAAGUGACAGAGGAUUUUUCUCCUCGGGAUCCAAGAUCUGUGGCUGUCAGGCAAGAUGAUGGAGGCUGUGCUUCUGUCCCAGCAGCAUUGCCCCCACCUGAACUGGAAAGAGAAGAGGAAAAAGAAGACGUUUCAGAUACUGUUGACCUGAAUCCCUGUAGUGCAACCUACAGCAAUUUAGGGCAAUCUAGAGCAGCUAUGAUACCACCCAAGCAUCCACGGCAGCCUAAGGGAACUUUGGAUGAUGCUGUUGUCUUUAGUGGGAAAACAGACCAAGAAACAACUAAUGCUUCCCAACCUACACCACCCCCACUGCCAAAGAAAACGAUCAUAAGAGCCAAUACAGAACCAAUCCCCAAAGACCUCCAAAAAUCCAUGGAAACGAGUCUUUGUGUAAUGGCUAAUCCCACCUAUGAUAUCGACCCCAACUGGGAUGCCAGUAGUGCUGGCUCUUCCAUCAGUUAUGAACUCAAGGGACUGGACAUUGAGUCUUAUGACUCCUUGGAAAGACCUCUGCUCAAGGAGAGACUUGUACCCUCAGCAGCAAACAGUAUCUCCAGCUUAACCACUCUCGGUAUUAAGGAUAGAUUUUCCAACAGCAUGGAGUCCCUGUCCAGCCGGCGUGGUCCCUCUUGCAGACAGGGCCGAGGCAUGCAGAAGCCACAGAGACAAGCACUUUAUAGAGGACUUGAGAAUCGAGAAGAAGUGGUGGGUAAAAUCCGAAGCCUUCAUACAGAUGCUUUGAAGAAACUGGCUAUUAAAUGUGAAGAUCUCUUCAUGGCUGGACAGAAAGAUCAGCUCCGUUUUGGGGUGGACAGCUGGUCAGACUUCAGACUAACUAGUGACAAGCCAUGUUGUGAGGCAGGUGAUGCAGUUUACUACACAGCUUCAUAUGCAAAAGAUCCACUUAAUAACUAUGCAGUCAAGAUCUGUAAGAGCAAAGCUAAAGAGUCUCAGCAGUAUUAUCACAGCUUGGCUGUCCGGCAGAGCCUGGCUAUCCAUUUCAACAUCCAACAGGACUGUGGUCAUUUCCUUGCUGAAGUCCCUAAUCGGCUGCUUCCCUGGGAGGAUCCUGAUGCCCCUGAAGAGGAAGAGGAUGAAACGAAAGAGGCUGAAGAAGAGGUGAAAGGAGAAACUGACGGGAAAAGCCCAGAGCCCUGUUCUGAAACAGAGUCAUCCCAGAAGGAAAUCCAGAGGGGCAGUAGCAGGAAGCAGAGAAGCCACGUUGUGGUCAUCACCAGAGAGGUUCCCUAUCUCACCGUGGCUGAUUUCGUGCGAGACUCUGUGGCCCAGCACGGGAAGAGCCCCGACUUGUAUGAGAGACAAGUGUGUCUGCUGCUCUUACAGCUGUGCUCUGGCCUUGAGCACCUCAAACCCUACCAUGUCACUCACUGCGAUCUUCGUCUGGAGAACCUGCUGCUUGUCCACUACCAGCCAGGGACAAGCACCCCGGGCCUUGGGCCUGCGGAGUCCAGCCCCACCUCAUCUUGCCCCACGAGGCUCAUAGUGAGCAAUUUCUCUCAAGCCAAGCAGAAGAGCCAUCUGGUGGACCCCGAGAUCCUCCGGGACCAGUCCCGCCUUGCUCCAGAGAUCAUUACAGCCACCCAGUAUAAAAAGUGUGAUGAGUUCCAGACAGGCAUUCUCAUCUAUGAGAUGCUGCACCUGCCCAACCCCUUCGAUGAGAACCCAGAGCUGAAGGAGAAAGAAUACACUCGAGCAGACCUGCCUCGCAUCCCACUUCGCUCCCCCUAUUCCCGGGGCCUACAGCAGCUGGCCAGCUGCCUCCUCAAUCCCAACCCUUCUGAGCGGAUCCUCAUUUCAGACGCCAAAGGCAUCCUCCAGUGUCUACUCUGGGGCCCCCGCGAGGAUCUCUUCCAGACUUUUACUGCCUCUCCUAGCCCAGCACAGAGGAGCGCCCUGCUCCAAAACUGGCUAGACAUCAAGCGAACACUGCUGAUGAUCAAGUUUGCUGAGAAGUCCCUGGACAGGGAGGGAGGGGUCAGCCUUGAGGACUGGCUUUGUGCUCAGUAUUUGGCCUUCGCCACUCCAGACUCCCUCGGCUGUAUUGUGAAAACCCUGCAGCACCGCUAGUGUAUCCCGGGAGCUACUUGUCUUGCGUGUUCACCUUCACAUUGCCCGUGCACUCCCCCUCCCUAGUACGUACACAGAAUUCAAGGAAAGAAGAGAGACCGACCUUUCUUCCCUGUCCAGGAAAAAUGAGUCCGCUCGGAAAGCUCGUCCACAGUUAAAGAUGGAGUAAGAAGCUGGGUCUGUCUUCACUGCACAGAAAUUCGGUCGCACAGCCAUGCAGUCACCUUCCAUUGGAACACCUUUCACCCUAAUUGUCCCCAAAUGCAGGUAAAAAAUGAAAACGUAUAUCCUUGAAGGGACAGCUCCUUUAGUAUGAACUCAGGGAGCUGUGUGCAGCUCCUCCGUAAUUCUGAAGCCCAUCUGUCUUUUUAACACCAAGUAUUGAUUCUCACUAGCAAUAGACAGAUUUGACCAGUCCUUACCAUCCACUAAGCUCUCACCACAGACUUUUUUUUCUUUCAACUAUCAAUAACUGACUCUUACCAGGCAGAACUGCCAUCCUUAGCAUCAACCCAGUCUUGUUUCCGGGGACUCUAGCCUUUGUUCCAACAGGUAGCAGAAAGACAAGGAGAGAUUCCAUCUGUUGGGUCAUGGAUGCAUUUUCAUUUGUUAUCGGCAAGUGGGGCCCUAACGGCCCCCUCUGCUGCCACUGCCUGCUUCUCCGUCACCUCUCCUCUGUCCCCACUUGCCGAUGAAGUUCGGGUUUAUCAGCCACUUGUGACCCAUUACAGAACUGACCCAAGGUGUUAUCACCAAUGCCUCUGCAGGGUGACUACAGUUCAGAUCUCAUAAGUAGCUGGCAGGACACCAGGAGAUGAUUUUCCACACGUGCAGGUCCCUAGGGGCCACCAAGGGAAUAGUCGAAAGUGCUGUCUUUGAUUACUGUCAGAGCUGUCGGCGCGGACAGCCGGCGCUGGCCGAGCGUGGCUCCCGGCGCGCCCCUGAGCAGUAAUUGGCCAGCUUCUCUCUAGCGGUAGCCAGUGCUAACAAGCCUACCAAAUGCCGUGGACAGCAGCCGUGAGUGCGACGGCUGCCAGUUGAGCCCUGAGAUCUGCUCAGAGGGCACGGCGCGCCAGCAGCGAGGAUGGCGGAGGCCAGAGAGGGGAGGAGGCCACUGAUGAGACCGCCGGCCUCCUCCUCAGGAGGCUGACCUUUGCCGAAGAGGCCGCCGCCCAGUUGCACCGCACGUGGCUCCCUGCAGUGGCUCUGGAGGAUGGCUGGCAGCGACUUCGCACGCUGGGCCGGUGCCUGCGAGCCGCACGCCAGACGUGGGCUCUGUGCGCCUCUCCUCUGAAUAUAUGUGCAAUUUUUGUAUGUAUUGUUUUUAGCUGUAUAUUACAGUGUUUAUGUGGCGACUUCACCUGAAGCAAGUUCUACAGAAAUCCUCCCCUUCUUCCCUUGGCACAUACAUGUUUGCGCUAAGAAAUGAAUACGUGUUCGUGCUACGAGAUGAGUGUCCCUUCCGGGUAGCGGGGUGGGAGGUGGCGUGUGUGUGUGCUUGUUUUCUUCAAAACUGUGAGUAUCUGUUUACUUCAACCUUGAAAUCCCAAGAGUCACUCAGAUGGUGUGAGUGUGUGCACGCGUGGGUGCGCACGCACGUGCUGGAAGUAGAGGCCAGGCCUCCAAGGGGAGCACGCUGUGGCGGGGUAGACGGACAUGUUCUCUGCAUCUAGUCGGCGAGGGAGCUCUGGGACCCUCCUCUACCAGUGCGGAGUUUCUUAAAAGCCAAGACUGAUUGUGCAGUAUUACUUAGCACAUUAGUGGCCUUUUGGAAAUUUUUAAACUUUUAACAUUUUUAACAGCCUUUCAUAUGAUUCACCUAUAUCAAAGAGGAUCAAGAAAGAAGAAUGUAUUUUAUUGUGAUCUUCUUUGGUUUUGUUUUGUUUUAUUUUGUUUUAAGAAAACAGGACAUGUGAGGCUCCAAAGGGAGGAUGUCCCUGUCCUCCUGGCCAGCAGUACAGGACUCCCAAGAAAAAGGACUCACUGGCUGACAAAGUCUUGCGUCCUCUAUAGCCAGAGAGCAGGGCUCUGCCCCUAGGAAGGGCCACAGAGGGGGCGUGCCGUUGCAGGCCAGCAGGCCGCCCCAUCUCCGUGUCCUGUGGCAUGGCUGCGCCUUGCCUGGCAGACUGGUGUGUAGCUCACCCUAGCAUCGCCCAUGUGCACAUAACUCCUUGCCUAAGUACACUGAAAUCGCAGCACACAGACCACUGGCCGUGUCGGUCAGCACGUUCCCCCAG
Messenger RNA from Suricata suricatta (meerkat), 7994 nucleotides. RefSeq names its product pseudopodium enriched atypical kinase 1 (gene PEAK1). The transcript has 9 exons. NCBI's taxonomy places the organism in Eukaryota, Metazoa, Chordata, Mammalia, Carnivora, Herpestidae. The coding region runs from base 529 to 5757 and encodes 1742 amino acids. Gene Ontology annotation, molecular function: protein kinase activity; ATP binding. Gene Ontology annotation, biological process: protein phosphorylation. The record is from RefSeq and is a predicted model, not a curated record. Gene Ontology annotation, cellular component: actin cytoskeleton; focal adhesion.